Molecule: messenger RNA, 474 nt
Organism: Necator americanus (New World hookworm)
Lineage: Eukaryota; Metazoa; Nematoda; Chromadorea; Rhabditida; Ancylostomatidae
Exons: 1
Coding region: 1-474 (157 amino acids)
Source: RefSeq, a predicted model, not a curated record
AUGGAAUCUUUGACAACUACCAUUCGUUUCGUCAUGCUGAACUGCCGAAAACUAUCGAGUGAACUCCAUCAAGCCACCCUGUCUAGGCUUCUUCGAUAUCUUUGUGUGCUCUUUGCUGCACUGCAGGAAACGCACAUGAGAGAUAGGCCCGGCGUCAGCACCGAAAAUUACACCAUAUACUGCGGCGAUGCUGAUGAGAACAAAGUGGGUGGCUCCGCGAUAGUUAUGAAGAACGAUUACAACAACCUGGUGGAGGAAUUUGGCUCAAAGUCGUCUAGAUGCGCGUUUGUACGACUGCGGGAUCGCAGAAGACUUAAACGCUGGAUUGUGAGUGCUCACGCACCUACGGAAACCGCUGAGGACAACAGUGAGGACGCCUUCUAUGAUGAACUUAAUGCGUUGAUGUCUAAAAUACCAAGCCAUCAGGUGAUCAUUGUCGGAAUCGACGCAAAUGCGAUGAUGGGACUCGAAUAA